Molecule: messenger RNA, 772 nt
Organism: Photinus pyralis (common eastern firefly)
Lineage: Eukaryota; Metazoa; Arthropoda; Insecta; Coleoptera; Lampyridae
Product: protein D2-like
Exons: 1
Coding region: 76-663 (195 amino acids)
Source: RefSeq, a predicted model, not a curated record
GUACAGCCUUCCACACAAGUUACUACAGUUACGAGGUUAGUGAUUUUACCGCAAUCGAUACGUGACGUUACGAAAAUGUCAUUUCGUGCAAUUGUUAUUUGCGUCUUUUGGUGUUUUGUGACAGUUCGUUCUUGUAGAUCUUCUGGAGAAUUGUCCAACAGGAUGAACGAAUUGGGUGUUAUUCCAGACGUAAUUGACAAAAAACCUACAAAUUAUCUAACGGUAACGUACGCAAAUAAUGUGAAAGUGAAUGAAGGAAACGAGUUAACACCGCCCCAAGCAAAAAGCGCGCCAGAACUCGAGUGGAAUACCGACCCGGAUAAACUUUACCUACUAGCUAUGGUGGAUCCGGACGCACCGAGUAGAAAUAAUCCAAAAUUUCGCGAAUGGCAACACUGGAUUGUCGGUAAUAUUCCCGGUUGCGAUGUAAAGAAAGGCGACGUCAUAUCGGAAUAUAUUGGACCGAAACCGCCGCAAGGCACCGGUUUACACCGAUACGUUCUGCUUGUGUACCAACAACCCCACGAAAUUACGUUUGAUGAGCCCAAAUUGAGUAACGCCGGCGGUACUGGACGAGGGAAAUUUUCCAUUAAGAAGUUUGCGGCAAAGUAUAAUCUUGGCGAACCGAUUGCCGGAAAUUUUUAUCAAGCUAAACAGAAUUAGAACUGUAUUUAGUAGAUUAAACAGUUUGGUACUGAUAGUUUAAUUGUGUAUGUUCAUUUCUGUUUGCAUUGUUUAUUGCACAAUAAAUACCUAUACAGUUUUACGAUAA